GUAGAUGAGAAGAUGCCUUUUUAUGUAAUUCCAUAACCAUUCAACAAAGGCUUUUCAAACUGCCACAUGAAACACAGAAGUACCUUUUCUUUUUUCAACAAACUCUAUUCUGAACUAGGCACAAGACAAUAACUAAAAGAAAACACUACAAAUACUGUGCAACCUGCUAAUCAACAACCAAGAUUAACAGUCAAACAUUUACAGUAUUUUAUUGCACAUAGAAUAUUAAAAGAAGUAUGCAGUUCUUUUAAAAGAUGAAAUGUUCUAUUAGCCGAUAUAUUGUACGUGUUCUAUUAUGUUGUAAUAUGUUCAGGGUCCAGAUGGAAUAAUUGAAACAAGAUUGUUAAUUGAACAAUGUAUGUUUGUGAAUAUGGAAUUUCACAAAAAUACUUAACAGUUGAAUAACAAUUAUCAAUUUUUUUGGAAAAACCAUGUCAUUUAAAGUAUAACAUGCCAUAAAAAUUAUUAAUUAAAUAAUUGCAUACAAUUUUGUAAUUAUAAAUUCUUCUAAAUAGGACCGAGAUUUGUUUGUGUACAUGCAAGGAUAAACUAAAUGAAAAAUGGUCUUUUUGCUAGAAAAAAGCACAAGACUCCUAUGUUUAUCUUAAAUCUUCUUAGUGUCUUUAAUUGUAUAAAUUUGAUGUAAACUUAAAUUAAUUAAUUUUAUCAAUACAGUUUUUUAGAAGAGUGUGUUUUUUGGGUCUUUUUCCCAUUUAAAUCACCCAUAGUUGAAUAACAAACAUUUUGCAGCAAGUGGAACAGAAGAAAAACAUUUAAUUCUAAUGUAUUUCUAUUACUGCAUCGUUUCCUCGGUUAUAGCUGCACAUAACACCUUCAACCAGACAGGCAGCCACCAGACUGCGCAUGCGCAAACAUCCUUUAUUAAUGAAAGAAAGGUCACGAACUCUGACCCUCCCACAACUGCAGUUUUUUUUAUAUUAAAUUAUUGAAAGAAAUUGAUUUUUUUUAUAUCUGUAUAUUUAUUUUAAAAGGUAAGCACAGAUUCCCAAUGGUUUAAACUGGAGAGGUUCAUUAUGGAGAGCUGCCUGUAAACAGGAAGGAAGGUGCUUCGCAGCAGCGAAGCUGCCAUUAGCUACAACAUAGCAAAGAGCUAACUUAGCCUGUUAGCAUCAUCGUCCAGAACUCGGUAAUUAAAGUUGCGUUCAGGAAGUAGGUUGCACUGAUGUGAAGGGGCAAUAGAGGAAGGUGUGUGUAGAAUCAGGAUGGAUGGACAGACUCAAAGGAUACAGCUUGUGUCUUCAGACAACAGCAUAGCUUUGGGACAUAGAAUCCAGAUUGUAACCGAUCAGCAGACUGGACAGAAGAUCCAGAUCGUCACCGCCAUAGAACCGCCCUCCCCUGGAAAGCAGCAGUUUAUCUUAGCAAAUGCUGACUAUUCCUCGAGCGGCAAAGUGAUUCUGGCCAAGCAGGACGGCUCACCAAACAAGGUCAUUCUUGCUACUCCAGAUGGAUCUGGAGUUAAUCAGCUCUUAUUUGCUUCCCCUGAGCUGGCUGGACAGCAGAUUCAGUUUGUUACUGAAGGUACAGACCAGUCUCUUGCCAAGCCUCUUGUGGAGUAUUGUGUUGUCUGUGGCGACAAGGCAUCAGGUCGUCAUUAUGGAGCAGUCAGCUGUGAGGGGUGUAAGGGCUUUUUUAAGCGCAGUAUAAGGAAGAACUUGAUGUACACGUGCAGGGGUUCAGGAGAAUGUGCCAUUAACAAGCUACACCGAAACCGCUGUCAGUACUGUCGACUACAGCGAUGCAUAGCUCUGGGAAUGAAGCAAGAUUCUGUUCAGUGUGAAAGAAAGCCUGUAGAAGUUGCCACCAGAGAAAAAUCUGUGAACUGUGCAGCUUCAACAGAAAAGAUCUACAUUCGCAAAAACUUGUGUAGCCCACUAGCUGCUACUCCUACUUUUGUGUCUGACAAGGAGACUGCGAGGUCCACAAGUUUACUGGAGUCAAGCAUGUUACUCAACAUCCAACAGCCCUUAGCCAGGCUGGAAAACACAAUCAUGAUUCCAGCCUCUUCUGAAAAGGAUGACCCAUCCCAGGGGGAUCUGGGGACACUGGCAAAUGUUGUUACAUCGCUUGCCCACAUCAACAAGACAAGGGUGACCAACGACAGCAAUAGUGACCUAAUAGGAGCUGAAACUCUGAGCAACGGUGACAGUUCGAUGACAGACAUCCAGGGUGACGAUCAAAGUGCAAAUGAUAUCUCAAGGGCCUUUGACACGUUGGCCAAAGUCCUGCACCCGUGUGACGGUUCAGCAGGAGAGUCCUUGGAGGCCACAAUGCAGCUGAUGUCAGGAGACCAGUCGGGCCCCGUAGUGGAACUGGAGGGAUCCUUACUGUCUGACAGUCAUAUCCCUUUCAAGCUCAUGAUGCCUUUGCCUGUACCCGAGUACCUCAAUGUUAACUACAUCUGUGAGUCUGCAUCGCGGCUACUUUUUCUGUCUAUGCACUGGGCACGCUCCAUACCAGCCUUUCAAACCCUUGCUGGUCAAGAUAAUGACAUUAACUUGAUAAAAGCUUGCUGGAAUGAACUUUUUGCCCUGGGUCUGGCACAGUGCUCCAACGUUAUGAAUGUUGGUACCAUCCUCGGUGCCAUUAUCAACCAUCUGCAGACCAGCCUACAGGAAGAAAAACUGUCCCCAGAAAGAGGUAAACUUGUCAUGGAGCACAUAUGGAGGAUGCAGGAGUUCUGCAACAGCAUGACCAAACUGGCCCCCGAUGCGUAUGAAUACGCCUACCUGAAAGCCAUUGUUCUUUUUAGUCCUGAUCACCCAGGCAUAGACGACAUACCACAGAUAGAAAUGUUCCAGGAAAAAGCUUACACGGAGCUGCAAGAUUACAUAACCAGGACCUAUCCCGAAGACUCUUAUCGGUUAUCCAAGCUGUUGCUGCGCCUUCCUGCCCUCAGGCUGAUAAGCGCAGCCGUGACCGAGGAGCUGUUUUUUGCUGGGCUUAUCGGGAACGUUCAGAUCGACAGCAUCAUCCCAUACAUUCUCAAAAUGGAGUCCACUGAUUACAACAGCCAAGCAGUCUCUGGCGUCUGACCAGUUGUGUCAUUUGUGGUGGAGGGAAAAAAAACCCCAUCCCUAACUCCCAAAAGAUUCAAAGAACUCUGCAGGUUAUUGAACAGUUCCAUAAACCUGCUAUAGUUGUGACGCAUCAUCUUUGAAAGAGCAGUUUUUCCCCCUCUAACCUCUCAGUUGAUUUGGUAGAGCACAGCUCAUGCAAAAGAUAAACUCCAGUACCAGGCAAGACUCCCAACCUGUAAUCAUCCAGGAAAAAACUUUGAAACCUGCAUAGUAGAUUGUACUUUUUAUUGUAUAGUAUUUUAUGCUUCAUUGCCUCCAAGCCUGUCUUUUCUCAAGAUCUGGUUUGUACAGAAAACAAAUCUGCAUGGUUUGUUUGUUUGUUUUGCCAUUGCUUUUCCUACAUGGUCAUAUUUUUUAAUUAUUAUUUUUUAGUAAUAAUAAGAAGAAAAAAACUUUUUGAAAGGUUCUAACCUUUAUUGCAUGCAUGUUUGCAGACCCUAAGGGUUUGGCUGAAUCAAUCGGAUUAAGUAUGGCCUCUGAAGGAACAAUAGAUCUGGAAAUAUGACACACUAGGUGAUCUGAAAGGGAGGAGCACCUGGUAAAUCUGUGGAUUCCAUCAUUUUAUGAAAUCAUAUGAACGAAAAAAAAACUGAAUGUAAACAGAUCAUAAAGAAAAGUCAUAAAAUGAAAAAAAAAAGCAUUUUUCAAUCACAUUUGUGACUUAUUUCCACACUCAAGUUUCCUUUUCAUUUCGCCAAAUAAAAGUUGAUCUAAAUGA
Oryzias latipes (Japanese medaka) is the source of this 3819-nucleotide messenger RNA. It is a transcript of the gene nr2c1, whose product is annotated as nuclear receptor subfamily 2, group C, member 1. Gene Ontology annotation, molecular function: DNA-binding transcription factor activity; zinc ion binding; sequence-specific DNA binding. Lineage: Eukaryota; Metazoa; Chordata; Actinopteri; Beloniformes; Adrianichthyidae. Gene Ontology annotation, biological process: regulation of DNA-templated transcription. The record is from RefSeq and is a predicted model, not a curated record.